UUUCGGUUUAGCAUUUCCUGUAUUAGAUGGGAUGCAAAGGCAGGAAAUAUUUGAUGCCGCUAUAUUGCUCGUUGUCAUUGAUCUUGGGAUUCAUGAUCAUCUCGCAUGCGUACUUGUGAUUCAGAUCAAUGAAAAGACAGGGUUUGGGGAGACAGCUGACGUUUCGAUGAGGAAAUAGUGACCGGUGAAUCACACUCGGUGUACCCAGGGAAGUAGAAGCCGCUGACCCCGUUACAGAGUGGUAGAUGAACGUUUGUUGAAGCGGACUGUACAUGCAUAGGGGACAUUCAUUAGCACACAUCUAUAAUGGCAAAGUGUCGUCCACACACAAAUCUACAGGAAGUGAGUGUCAAAGUUGGCACAGAGACUGUCUGUACCAUGUUGGCGAGCAACAUUAGCGACAUUAUCACAACACACACAGAUGCAAGUGUAACCUUGAAGACUGUUCCAAAGGAUUUUCAGGAAGAAACCUUGAUGCCUGUGAUGAAAAACGUUUGUAUCGAGAACACUGUUGAGACCAUAGAGAAUACAAAGGAGGACGAGGAACCAACAGAAAGCAACGAUGACACCAUUGAUUCCUUAUUGCGGCUGACGGCUCGUAUCAAUGCAAAUAUACAAAACGGCUCGAUCCCACGUAGCGUUUCAAUCUGUAACACAGAGCUCAGUGUUGAAGACGGUCAUGGCGGACAACCUGAAAAUGGCAUGGUUGAAGAUGGUAUUACAGUGUAUUCUCAUUGGCCAGUAUCACUCCAAUUCUCUGACCCACAACUGCGGGUUGACAGAAUGUUGAGCGAAGACCUCAUUGAAACUCCCACUGCGGUGCCCAAUGAAAUGUUGAUGGUUAUACGUCACGUUGCGGUUCAACAAAAGAUGGGUAGCGAGCUGCUCGGCCUAGCGAGGCAGAUUCCAGAUGUCAGAAUGCUGCUGCUGCUGCUGCCGCUACGUCUCUACCUGAAAUGGGUUUUCUGGACCCUAGCGGAGCCUCAUAUGGAACGCAGUAUGGAUAGAUGGGAUAUGUCCCCAGAAAUAGAAGCACACCUGGUUAUUAUGGCUUCAUGUUGCGUUCUGGACAGGCCAGCUAUAUCCCCAAUCGCUGCCACAACACAAUCAAUAUCAGAUCAGUAUUGUGUCGUAGUCUUUGUGGUAACAACAGCCCUGAUUAAUCCAACUGACCAUGUAUCAUGGACGGUGGAAAGAGAAACCUGGUCUGCGCCGUGGCUUCAGGACAACCAGGCAACAGCUGACUCAGUUGCCAUGGAAACUCAAGCCUCUCUUGGACAAAUGCCGGUAGACAACCAGAUUGCUGCCAGCUCAAAGGCUAUGGAAAACCAAGCAUCUAUUGUACAAGGAUCUGUAGAGAACCAGAUUGCUGCCGGCUCAAAGACUGUGGAGACCCAGGCCUCUCUUGGACAAGGAUCUGUAAACAACCAGAUUACUGCCAGCUCAAAGGCUGUGGAGACCCAGGCCUCUCUUGGACAAGGAUCUAUAGACAACCAGAUUGCUGCCGGCUCAAAGAUUGGGGAGACCCAGGCCUCUCUUGGACAAGGGUCUGUAGACAACCAGAUUGCUGCCGGCUCAAAGAUUGUGGAGACCCAGGCCUCUCUUGGACAAGGGUCUGUAGACAACCAGACUGAUGCCAGCUCAAAGGCUAUGGAAAUCGAAGCCUCUCUUGUACAAGGGUCUGUACAUAACCAGAUUGAUGCCAGCUCAAAGGCUAUGGAGACCCAGGCCUCUCUUGUACAAGGGUCUGUAGACAACCAGAUUGCUGCCGGCUCAAAGGCUAUGGAAAACCAAGCCUCUCUUGGACAAGGGUCUGUAGACGACCAGAUUGAUGCCAGUUCAAUGGCUAUGGAAAACCAAGCAUCUAUUGUACAAGGGUCUGUAGACAACCAGAUUGAUGCCAGCUCAAAGGCUAUGGAAAACCAAGCAUCUGUUGUACAAGGGUCUGUUCACAGUCAGACUGCUGCCGACUCAAAUGCUAUUGAAAUCCAAGCCUCUCUUGUACAAGGGUCUGUAGACGACCAGAUUGAUGCCAGCUCAAAGGCUAUGGAAAACCAAGCAUCUGUUGUACAAGGGUCUGUUCACAGUCAGACUGCUGCCGACUCAAAUGCUAUUGAAAUCCAAGCCUCUCUUGUACAAGGGUCUGUUGAUAGCGUGGUUGCUACCGUCUCAAAGGCUAUGGAAAACCAAGCCUUUCUUCAACAAGGACCAGUAGACAGCCAGAUUGCUGCCGGCUCAAAGGCUAUGGAAAACCUUGUCUCUUUUGUAGAACGACCUGUAGAAAGCCAUACUGCUGCCGACUCAAAUGCUAUUGAAAUCCAAGCCUUUCUUGAACAAAUGCCUGUAGACAGCAAGACUGCUGCCGGCUUAAGGGCUGUAGAAACCCAGGCCUCUCUUGUACAAGGACCUGUAGACAGUCAGACUGUUGCCGCCUCAAAGGCUGUAGAAAACAAAGUCUCUCUUCAACAAGGACCAGCAGACAGCCAAAUUGCCGCCGGUCCGAAGGCUAUGGAAAACCAGGCCUCUCUUCUACAACGACCUGUAGAAAGCCAGAUUGAUGCCGGCUCAAAGGCUAUGCAAAUCGAAGCCUCUCUUGGACAAGGGUCUGUAGACGACCAGAUUGAUGCCAGCUCAAAGGCUAUGGAAAACCAAGCAUCUGUUGUACAAGGGGUCUGUUGA
Molecule: messenger RNA, 2679 nt
Organism: Haliotis rubra (blacklip abalone)
Lineage: Eukaryota; Metazoa; Mollusca; Gastropoda; Lepetellida; Haliotidae
Exons: 5
Coding region: 307-2679 (790 amino acids)
Source: RefSeq, a predicted model, not a curated record